Phycodurus eques (leafy seadragon) is the source of this 3809-nucleotide messenger RNA. It is a transcript of the gene gsap, whose product is annotated as gamma-secretase activating protein. NCBI's taxonomy places the organism in Eukaryota, Metazoa, Chordata, Actinopteri, Syngnathiformes, Syngnathidae. Gene Ontology annotation, cellular component: trans-Golgi network. The coding region runs from base 301 to 3018 and encodes 905 amino acids. Gene Ontology annotation, biological process: positive regulation of amyloid-beta formation. The transcript is spliced from 31 exons. The record is from RefSeq and is a predicted model, not a curated record.
CUAAGUGACUGGAUGGUGGUGAGAGAUUCCAGCCCGGCUGGAGUGAUGUCUCCCUCGGCCUAUGGCAGCGCGACAAAGGACAGGGAGGAGCUGCUACGUGUGGAACAUUUCUGAUAUGACUGAGGACAAAGUUAAAAGCUAGGCUGUCUUAACUUUUACAAGAAAGAAAAAAAAGUUAACAAGACUUUCGCUCAUGUGAUUCCACACCAGGAAAGACUGCAGAGUCUGCACGGAAACUACGCACUGUUAAGUUCUUGGUCUUAAUCGUGUUCUUUUACCACAAGAUUUGGUUGUGCUCUUAUGUUAAAAGUGCAGCCCGAGUUUGACCUGCGCAGAGAUGUGGAGGCUGACAUCCGAAGGAAGGAGGCGGCGGUGUGCAGGGUGAAAGACUACUCUGGAGCAGUGGACAUUUUAAUCCUCAACACUGAGAGAGAUGGGGGCAUCCUUUACUCCUGGAAGGUUAUUACUAUUAUUGGAUCAAGUGGGGCCACACGUGUUGGGAAAUAUGACUCAAGCACCAAGCAGAAUAAGCUCCUGUAUACCUUCGACAAGCAGGUGUGUGUUAGCAGCUGCUCCCUAAACAAGGAGGAAACGUUGUUAGCUGUCAGCUUGGCACAAAACAAUGGUGGAGAGGAGCACCUCAAACCAAGUGAGACACGCUCACAUGCUCCUUCUUUCAUUGACAUGCUUCAUCAUUUCUCAUCCCUCGCUUUAGUAUCCCAGUGCUUGACGCUCCUGAUUGAGAUCCAUCCUAUCAACAACACCAAAGUCUUAAAGGCGGUAGACUGCAGGGUCAAAGUGCAGUUUCUCCAUCCUGAAACUAACCGCAGAUCAGUGCAGGAGAGCCACCUGCUGCUGCUAACUGAAGAUGGAUAUGUGGAUCAGUACCACGUCAUGCUGACCAGGCAUGAGGGUUACAAAGUGCAGGUGGUGGCCAAUCCGGAGCGUUUGUCCAAGACAGCCGAGCGGGUGGCGGAGGAUUUCUGCUGGGUCCAAUGGGACGUGCACACGCAGAGGCUCUAUUAUCUCACCCAUGCGGACAAGUUCCUGCUGCGAUGUGUGCAGUUCUACGACAACCACAAUUGUGAAACUGUGCUGGAGCUCCCAUUAGCGUUGCCUGCUCAUGCUUUCAGCACCGUCAAGUUUGUGAACUUGGGUUUUGACCACCAUCACGUGGAGAAGCCAGAGCGAGUAAAGAUGGAAGUAUUCACAAACCGAUUAGGAAGCAUGUGCGUGUGCUCCAGUCGACCCGCUUGCCACAAACCGGAGCUCAUCUAUUCUGUGGUUUUAGUUCACAAAGACUGCAGCAAGACUUUUCGGGUCACUUUGGGCCAGCCGACACGGGACAGCACGCUGCUCCAUCCCCUCUUCAUUCCUAUAGGUUACUACGUCGUGGUGUAUCUGCGCGCUUGCUUCCUGCACUGCAUCAACACCAGGCAGCAGGAGAUGCUCUGCCACUCCCUCUUCCUGUCUGGUGAUGAUGCGGACUUGGGCCUAUCGUCAAAGUCCGGAGCGUUCACAGUGCUGCACGCAGAUGACGAGUCAAGUGUGGCCCUGUUGGACCUGCCAAAUGGGACUAUCCAUGGUGUCCAACUCAGCCCACCCCACCUUCUGCAGAUUCUACGAUCAGGCCCCCGUUCUGGGAGACCCAACAACAUGGUUGACGCUCAGCGCCUGGCCACCCUUCACUGCCUUCUCCUUUACAGCGGAAAUGACCCAAACGUGGAGCUGGAGAUUAUUGAGUGGCUGUGUGACAAUGUGAAAGUAUUUGAGUCCUUUGACCCCAUCCAGGAGUUCAUUCUAGCAUCUUUAUACAGAAUUAGCUACCAGAAGUCCCUCAGCCUGGAUAAACUGCUGCCUUGCUCAUCGGUGUUUGAAGGGAAGGAGGUACCAGCGUGUCUGACGGAGAUCCCCGGUGUGCUGUGCACCACUCUGCUGCAUACCGAGUCUGUGUUUAAAGGGAAGGCCAGGAGUGUCCAGGGCUUCUGGUCCGAGCUGCAGUGGAACACGGAGAGGACAGCAUAUUUUGACGUCGAUCCCAACCCCAGAUACAGAACCUCUCACGUUCAGGCCUACUGGAGCAAACUUAUGACAGAAAAACCCUCAAGCCACAUGACUCAUGUGUUGGAGAACACUAAGAAGGUUCUUUCCAUGGUAGACACUUGGCGUCUUGACAGGAAGCUGGUUCCGCUUUUCCAAGAGGAGGAUCACCACCAGAAGCUGCUCAUAGGCCUGACGGUGGAGAAGCUCCGAGAGCAUCUCAAUACACACCUGCCUCGCCAGGGCAAGAAGAAGAUAGACUCCCUGGUCAUCAACUAUGUAGCCAAACUGCUGGAGCUGAUCAGACACAUGCUGGAGUCAGUCUGGCUGAAGCACAAGCUGGGCCCUCUUGUUCUGUGCUUCAAACAACGGGCCAGUCCGGGCGAGUGGGCUGUGUUUCACUUCAUGCUUCGGAUCCUAGAAGCCACCAGGGGUCUCUGCAUGCCCCUCCCACCUGGUUAUCAAACUCUGCUAGCGGCGUUGGCUUUGCGUUGCCUCCCUCAUCACACUUUCCUACAGUAUGUCGACCACCGCUUCCUUCAGCUAACGGACACCUUCGUGUCUCGACUCAUGACAGAGUUGGACAACAGUGCAGCUAAUGAGAAACUGAAGUUCAGUGUAUUAAAGAGACUUCCAGAGGCAAACAGAUUCUACCACAUGUGGGAUCAUCCUAUCAGUUCGGCUUCCAUCUCCAGAGAUUACGUCAGGAAUCUGUUGGGGGGACGGAACAAAAACAAGACACAGAAAGUCAGUAGACUUUUCCCACUUGUCCUUCUGCAGGGAUUUGCUUUCACCGGCAGAGACAAAGCAUCCUUCAGAACAGACGUCCUGCCUUUGACGUACCUGGCCAAAGUGCUUUCUGACAUCGAGGAGCAAGGUCUGAACCCCUUUGAGGAGCAGGAGAACGUGGACGCUACAUUUGUGGAGGAGACGGCUCUGAAACAGACACUCAUUCUGCUGGGAUUUGAGGGAAAAUGAACCCCCCCAAAAAAGGACAGAUGGGAGUGUAGAUGGAUGGAAGACAAGGGAAUGAUGAAUUACGAGAGCAAUCAAACAAGCAGGAAGAGAUGAAUGGGAAGACAGAAGCCGCCAGCUGAGAUGUUGCCAGGACCAGAGACAAAGGGAGAAAACUAACAUUUGUUUACAUUUUGAUUCAAGUCAGGGAAGCCUUCUUAUACUCAAUAAAUACAAUUGUAUAAACAAGCAACCAAAAUCUCAGCACAUGCUAUAACAGUACAUCAACAUUAGGUACACCUGUCCAAUUUAAUGAGAUCGGGCAGAAGUUGUGUGUCAAAGAUUGAGAGGAAUGCUCAGUUGUAGUGAAUGAGGUUGUAAAUCUAGUCAAUCGAAGAGAGGAUCACGCGUCUAUACAUAAGGUAUUUAUUAGGGUGGAGUUAUGUAUGUUAUGUAUGUGCAUUUUUAAAAUAAAUGUAUCGUUUUUCAUCAAUAAUUAGUUCAUCAAUAAUGUAAAAGGCCACAGUGCUUUUUUGUUCAAAUGGACAACGCAAUUAAUAGGGGAAUGGCAUCUAAUUUGAGAAUAGAAGCCACUUUGUUAGGAAAUACAGUGGUGGCUUGAGGUAAGAGUUUAAUAUUUUCUGUGACCAUACUCUCAACUAUUUUUUGCCAGAUGUUUUGUUCAGUUCAAUGAACUUUGUGCUGUUCCUUCUGGAGUAUGCGCCUUGGCCACAGUAUAAUACAGAUACUCAAUGCAAGGAGACGGUAAAAUUGAUUGUUCUUCACAGAGGAUAAAGAAUAUAUUAUGAGUCUUA